CGAAGAGCUGCGCUUCGCUUCGAAAGCUGUUGACUACGUUACCCAGAAUCCACAGCGAGCGAGGAAACGUUGACGUGUAUUUUAGUUCACUGCGUUCAGUUGUGAAAGCCGGCGUUUCCAUUUUAGCGACGUUUCUGGGGCCAGCUGUCUGGAACGAUGUCCGGAGAGAUGUCUAUGAUCGGUUCGGUGAUCCUAGCCCUGUUUCUGGCCGGGUACCUGGGCCAGCAGUACUUGCCUCCCCCGAAACCCAAAGUGAUCGGCCUGGACCUGGGCACCACCUUCUGCUCGGUGGGAGUCUUCCGGCCGGGCAGCGGGAAGGUGGAGGUGAUCGAAGACGAGGAGGGGCGGAAGAGCAUCCCCAGCGCCGUCUCCUUCACCAACACGGCGGUGCUAGCUGGCUACGAAGCCAUGGAUGUGGCGGACAGCAACCCCCAGAACACCGUGUACGAUUCCAAGAGAUUCAUCGGCAAGAUGUUUGAGCCGGGCGUCCUGGAGCAGGAGAGCGCCAGGUACCCGUUUCAGGUGACGAACAACAACGGAAGCGCCGAGUUCGUGAUCUCCACCAACCACACCUUCACGGUGAGCCCAGAGUUCGUCGGCUCCAGGCUGCUGCUGAGGCUGAAGGAGAUGGCGGAGCGGCAGCUGGGCGCGCCCGUCCACAAGGCCGUCAUCUCGGUGCCCGCGGAGUUCGACGAGAGGCAGAGGAACUACACGGUCCGAGCCGCCAACCUCGCAGGUUUGGAGAUCCUGCGUGUGAUCAACGAGCCCACGGCGGCGGCCAUGGCCUACGGCCUGCACAAAGUGGACGUGUUCAACGUGCUGGUGGUGGACCUGGGGGGAGGCACCCUGGACGUGUCUCUGCUCAACAAGCAGGGAGGCAUGUUCCUCACCAGGGCCAUGGCAGGAAAUAACAAGCUGGGAGGUCAAGACUUCAGCCAGCGCUUGUUCCUUUACACCACGGAGCGCGUCCGGCAGCAGUUUGGCGUCGCCCCCGCCCUCAAGGAGGACAUCCACCGCCUCCGACAGGCCGUAGAAGCCGCCAAGCUCAACCUCACCCUCCACCCCAGCGCCCUGAUCGCUGUGCCCCUGCACCUUCGCCCACACCAGGGCUCCGAGUCCCCUGGGGGCCCCGCCCCCCCUCCGGUGGUCUUCCAGGCCGCCGUCACCCGGCAGCUGUUCGAGGAGCUCAACGAGGACCUCUUCCAGAAGAUCCUGGUCCCGGUGGAGACCGUGCUGGCCGAGGGCCACCUGGGGAAGGAGGACGUGGACGAGAUAGUUCUGGUGGGAGGCUCCACCAGGAUCCCGCGCAUCAGAGCGCUCAUCAGCGACUUCUUUGGGAAGGAGCCCAACACGUCCGUGGACCCGGACCUGGCCGUGGUCACGGGCGUGGCCAUCCAGGCCGGCAUCAUGGGCGGCUCCUGGCCGCUGCAGGUCAGCGCCAUAGAAAUCCCCAACCGACACCUGCGCAAGACCAACUUCAGCUAAUCCACAGCCGGGACGCCGCCGCCGCCUCCCGUGACCGCCCACCGUGACGCUCCGUGUUCACCGGAGGAAUGCCCCAGGGGCUUCUGGGUAAUGUGUGCGGGUCCGACUCACUGAACUGUCUGCUUCCUCCCUCGAUGGGAAGUGUGCCGGUAGCAAAGCAAGCGCGUUGAGACGCGCUCAGACCCCGCAGCGUGCGUGUUUAGGACAUUCAGGGAGGAGUUUACCGUUUAGGAGACUAGUCAGGACAUUUUCACCUAUUUAUUUAUUUAUUCCAGCUGCAUUUCUCUGUGUUGAACGGAGCUGCGCUCUCCCUCCGCCGCCCUCUCACUAAGCUGCUAAUCUGAACCGCCUCGCUUCCCGUCAGCGUGGAAUGACUCAGGUGUUCAGGGAGGUCCGGAGUUUUCAGGUAACAAAUGAAGGGUCACCCCCGAUUACUCUGUUCUGAUUUAGUGCCAUGGGUUUUUUUUUUGUGCCAAUAUGUGGAACAGACACACUCAGUGAUGCACUUUAAGGACUCAUACCUGUGGGCCGUCUUCUUCUUUUGUGCAAUAACAAGCAGCGUAGUUAAACGCUCAGUUCUGACACCUACAGGGGGACCAAAGUGUUGCUUAUCAGUGCCUUGUUUGUACGAUCUUGUUAAACGUGUUACUGUUUCACGCAGGUUUUACAGACAUCUGUGUGAAAUGGUUUGAUCUGCACAUGGCUUUCAUUUAUUAGCUAACCUUCAUCGUCUGUUGUUUGCUUUCCUGACGGUCAGGAAGUCGUGAACCACCCAACAUUCCCUCCAUUAUUUUUGCUUUGCCAAAUUGAGUUUAACAGAUGUAGAACCUGAAGUUAAUGUAAAAUAUGCUUCUGUAUUCAAACUGGAGAGAUCACAUAUGUCCUUAUAUGGAAGAGCUUGGAUCUAUUUUUGUACGCGACAUUUUUAGGAUCAGAGUGAAACUGCUGUUUCAUACAUUAAAAUUCAUUCCCCAUCUA
Fundulus heteroclitus (mummichog) is the source of this 2463-nucleotide messenger RNA. RefSeq names its product heat shock protein 70 family, member 13 (gene hspa13). Gene Ontology annotation, cellular component: plasma membrane; cytosol; cytoplasm. Lineage: Eukaryota; Metazoa; Chordata; Actinopteri; Cyprinodontiformes; Fundulidae. The coding region runs from base 157 to 1485 and encodes 442 amino acids. The record is from RefSeq and is a predicted model, not a curated record. Gene Ontology annotation, biological process: cellular response to unfolded protein; vesicle-mediated transport; protein refolding. Gene Ontology annotation, molecular function: ATP binding; heat shock protein binding; ATP hydrolysis activity. The transcript is spliced from 5 exons.